AUGGCUAAAAAUUCGGCAUUGCUAGUCUCCACUUCCCGGUUCUGGUUUAACUACAGACAUGCGGCAAAUGUGCUUUCAGUAUACUAUAUUUUGAAAAAAUUUGGGUAUUCCGACGAUAGGAUUCUUCUGAUGUUGUCAGACGAUAUCCCGUGCAACUCGAGAAACAAAGAGCCGGGGUGUGUGUAUAACCAUUACAACCGAAACGCCGAUCUAUUUGACGAUGCGCCUGAGGUCGAUUAUAGCGGGGACCAGGUGACGCUUGAUUCGUUCCUCUCUGUGCUCAAAGAUAGCUUUGAUACGAACACCCCGCUUUCCAAAAGAUUGGUAGCAGAUGAGAAUACGGACUUGCUAAUUUAUUUGACCGGCCACGGCGGUGAGGGGUUUUUGAAGUUCCAAGAUUCCCACGAAAUUACGGCUAACGAGCUUGCAGAUGCCAUUCUGCACAUGUACACCAAUAGGAGAUUUAAGUCCGUACUGCUGAUCAUCGAUACAUGCCAGGCCGAAUCGAUGACUCGGCUGAUAUCGGCUCCCCAAGUGAUCAGCAUCACCAGCAGCAAAAUCGGCGAGUCCUCAUACUCGCACCAUGUUGACAGCCUGCUGGGUGUUCCGGUGAUCGAUCGAUUUACCAACCAUUUGCAUUCGUAUCUUUUGAAGUACGUCAAGAACCCCGCAUCCUCGCCCUCGCUGCACGAUUUUGUGGCGUCUUGGGAUGGGGUUGAGUUCCAUUCAACGCCCACAAUUAUGCUCUCCGAUGAGAACAUUGACAUUGAAAAGGUGUCUUAA
Mitosporidium daphniae is the source of this 783-nucleotide messenger RNA. RefSeq names its product C13-family peptidase. The record is from RefSeq and is a predicted model, not a curated record. Gene Ontology annotation, biological process: attachment of GPI anchor to protein; protein localization to cell surface; proteolysis. Gene Ontology annotation, cellular component: GPI-anchor transamidase complex. Bases 1 to 783 code for a protein of 260 amino acids. The transcript is spliced from 5 exons. NCBI's taxonomy places the organism in Eukaryota, Fungi, Microsporidia. Gene Ontology annotation, molecular function: GPI-anchor transamidase activity.